Molecule: messenger RNA, 972 nt
Organism: Debaryomyces fabryi
Lineage: Eukaryota; Fungi; Ascomycota; Pichiomycetes; Serinales; Debaryomycetaceae
Product: ribose phosphate diphosphokinase subunit
Exons: 1
Coding region: 1-972 (323 amino acids)
Biological process (GO): 5-phosphoribose 1-diphosphate biosynthetic process; ribonucleoside monophosphate biosynthetic process; purine nucleotide biosynthetic process
Cellular component (GO): ribose phosphate diphosphokinase complex; cytoplasm
Molecular function (GO): magnesium ion binding; ribose phosphate diphosphokinase activity
Source: RefSeq, a predicted model, not a curated record
AUGACAGCAUCUCAGAAUACCAUAAAGUUAUUGCAUGGUAACUCUCAUCCUGAACUUGCAAAGUUAAUUUCCAAAAAGUUAAGUAUAGGUUUGGCUAAGGUUGGUGCUUUUCAGUAUACUAAUAAAGAGACAGCCGUUGCAGUAGGGGAGUCUGUAAGAGAUGAAGACGUCUAUAUUAUUCAAACAGGUUGCGGUGAAGAAGAAAUAAAUGAUUUUUUGAUGGAGCUAUUAAUCAUUAUCAAUGCUUGUAAGACUGCUAGUGCAAGAAGAAUCACUGCUGUCAUCCCAAAUUUUCCUUACGCAAGGCAAGAUAAAAAAGAUAAAUCAAGAGCUCCCAUUACUGCAAAAUUGAUAGCAAAUCUCUUGCAAACGGCAGGGUGUAAUCAUGUUAUAACAUUAGAUUUACAUGCAUCACAAAUUCAAGGUUUUUUUAGAGUGCCUGUUGAUAACUUGUACGCUGAACCUUCUGUAUUAAGACACAUUAAAGACAAUUAUGCAAAUGAAGACUUAAUUAUUGUUUCUCCUGAUGCUGGUGGAGCUAAGAGAGUUGCGUCUAUUGCAGAUAAAUUAGAUGUUAAUUUUGCUUUGAUUCAUAAGGAAAGGCAAAAAGCAAAUGAAGUUUCAAAAAUGGUUCUAGUAGGUGAUGUCACUAAUAAGUCUUGCUUGUUAAUCGACGACAUGGCUGAUACAUGUGGCACAUUGGUUAAAGCGGCUGAUGUUUUAUUAACUAAUGGUGCUAAGAAGGUUGUUGCGAUAAUCACACACGGCAUAUUUUCUUCAAAUGCAAUUGAAAAGCUCAAUAAUUCGAACCUUGACAAAAUCAUUUGUACUAACUCUAUGCCAUUAGAAAGUAAGUUAUCCCAAUGUUCUAAAUUAGAGAUAAUAGAUAUAAGUGCUACGCUAGCUGAAGCUAUUAGAAGAUUGCAUAACGGUGAAAGUGUUUCUUAUUUAUUUAACAAUGCUCCUGCUUGA